AUGGGAGCCGCAGUCCCGGGCCGGUGUGCGGGACCGCUGCCUGCCCGCCCGGGGAGCCCAGAGCACGCACGCAGCGCCCCGGCCCCGCGCCCGUCCCGCAUGGAGCUGAGAGCAGGUGACUCUUGGGGGAUCUUCACCUUCCUGUGCGCUGCGCUUUGCAACCUGCCGGCGCUGCCGGCGCUGAACUGCUCCGAGGAGCUGGGCGCCGGCCAGUCCAUCCAGCAGACGUACGACCUGACCCGCUACCUGGAGCACCAGCUCCGCACCCUCGCCGGCACCUACCUGAACUACCUGGGCCCCCCCUUCAAUGAGCCCGACUUCAAUCCGCCGCGGCUGGUGCGCGCCGAGCCACGCGUGCCCAGCGCCACCGUGGACCUGGACCUGUGGCGGGGCCUGACGGACAACGCGCGCCUGGCCGCCAACUACCGGGCCUACAGCCGCCUGCUCUGCUACCUGCGGCUGCUGGACGGGCAGGUGGGCACGGCCGAGCUGCGCCACCGCCUCGCCCACUUCUGCGCCAGCCUGCAGGGGCUGGUGCUCAGCAUCGGCGGCGUCAUGUCCUCGCUGGGGUACCCGCUGCCCGCCGGGCCCGCCGCGCCGCCCGCCGGGCCCCCCGGCGCGCACGCCGCCCCCAAUGACUUCCUGAAGAAGAUGGAUGAUUUCUGGCUGCUGAAGGAGCUGCAGACCUGGCUCUGGCGCUCGGCCAAGGACUUCAACCGCCUCAAGAAGAAGGUGCCGCCCGCUGUGGUCACCCUGCGGCUGGAGGCGAGGGGGUUCUGA
This is a messenger RNA of Melozone crissalis (California towhee), 780 nucleotides long. It is a transcript of the gene CLCF1, whose product is annotated as cardiotrophin like cytokine factor 1. Lineage: Eukaryota; Metazoa; Chordata; Aves; Passeriformes; Passerellidae. The coding region runs from base 1 to 780 and encodes 259 amino acids. The transcript is spliced from 3 exons. The record is from RefSeq and is a predicted model, not a curated record.